Eimeria tenella is the source of this 333-nucleotide messenger RNA. RefSeq lists its product as uncharacterized. The record is from RefSeq and is a predicted model, not a curated record. The transcript has a single exon. The coding region runs from base 1 to 333 and encodes 110 amino acids. Lineage: Eukaryota; Apicomplexa; Conoidasida; Eucoccidiorida; Eimeriidae.
AUGAAGCAGCAGCACGGCAGCAGCAAUGAAGCAGCAGCAUUGCAGCAGCAGCAGAAGCAUUACAGCAGCAACACUGAAGCAGUAGCAGCACUGAAGCGGCAGUAUUGCAGCAGCAGCAGCAGCAGCAUUGCAACAGCAUCAUUGCAGCAGCAGCAGCACUGUAGCAGCAGUAGCAGCAUUGAAGCACCGGCAGCAUUGCAGCAGCAUUGCAGCAGCAUUGCAGCCGCAGCACUGCAGCAGAAGCAUUCCAGCAGCAACACUGCAGCAGCAGCACUGCAGCAGCAGCAGCACUGCUGCAGCAGCAGCACUGCAGCAGCAGCAUUCCAGCAGUAG